GAUGUGCUGUAAAUCAGUAGGAACUGAUCUGUCCAUGCUGGAUAUUGAUGAUUUCAUCACAGAAAUCUCUCAGCUGAAGAAAGAGGUGGCGUUACUGGAGGCAAAGCUGAGGUCAAGAGGAGAUGAAGGAGUGAAGAGAGAGGAUGUGGAUGUGGAUUGUUGUGAAUCUUCAGUGUAUGUGACUGAUGGAUGUCUGGAUUCAGUGUGGAUGAGCAGAGAUCAGAGCCGCACACCACAGCCACUGCUGGACUCUAAACUCUCUGAAGAGAAAUCCAGACACACACAGGACUCAGAGCUCAGUCUCACUUUACUCUGUUAUACUGAGUCAAAGCCCACAGACGCUCAGGACACUGUGUGUGACAGUAAUCAGGGCUUACAGGAUGAGGAAUCUACUGAUCAAACCUCCACAGAGUCUCUGGAUUCUGUCUGUAACGCUGGAGAACAGCAGCAGAUCCUGCAGACCACACUGAAGAUGUGUUCAGUCAAACUGAUCGACUGCACGAACCUGAUGAUGAAGAUUAAAACAGAACCCACAGAAGAGGAUCACACUGAUGAAGAUGAGAAUUAUGAUGAUUUAAUUCCUUCAGAUGUGAAGAGUGAAUCAUGUUGUGAUGGAGAAAUGUCCUCAACAUCAGAAGAUCGACUGGCAGCACAAACUCUUUCCUGCAUCACCUGUGGAAAGACAUUCAGCUCACAGAGACAUUUAGAGAGACAUGAGAGAAAACACACAGAACAGAAACUCAGCUUUACUACCUUACAAGAGAAGAAACUUCAUCAUUCAAAAGAGCACGAAGAGAAGAAGAAGCAGCAGUUUCACUGUGAGGAGUGUGGGAAGGAUUUUGUCUUAUCUCAUCUAAAGGAUCACAUGAGGACACACAGUGGUGAAAACGCUUAG
Molecule: messenger RNA, 895 nt
Organism: Paramisgurnus dabryanus
Lineage: Eukaryota; Metazoa; Chordata; Actinopteri; Cypriniformes; Cobitidae
Biological process (GO): regulation of transcription by RNA polymerase II
Cellular component (GO): nucleus
Molecular function (GO): DNA-binding transcription factor activity, RNA polymerase II-specific; RNA polymerase II transcription regulatory region sequence-specific DNA binding
Source: RefSeq, a predicted model, not a curated record